Molecule: messenger RNA, 2586 nt
Organism: Aureobasidium vineae
Lineage: Eukaryota; Fungi; Ascomycota; Dothideomycetes; Dothideales; Saccotheciaceae
Source: the annotation of a GenBank genome assembly
AUGGUUUCCUACAGAUUGGUCGCUCUCGGAGCUGCCGGUGUGCACUUCAUGGGCGCAAAUGCUGCACUCACUGUCCCUGUCCCUGUCCCUGCCGUCAGCAGUAUCGUUAAUGGACUCACCACCACUUCCGGCGUUCUCGCAGGUGCAACCAGUGUGGCUGGGGGUGUUGUUGGUGAUGCGAGCAGUAUCGUGUCCUCCCUCGUCUCCCAGGUCACCUCUCUCGUCGGGACUGGGUUGCCAAGCAGCGAUGUAAGCCAGCUCACCUCUGCUAUCGACAGUGCUGUGAGCAACCUGCCUGCAACCAGCGCUGCGGCUGCCAUCACCUCUAUUCUUUCGAGUGUUGCUAGCGAGUUGCCCUCCAACGCUGCGUCCGACAUCUCCGUCAUCGCCUCGGCCGCUACGAGUGCGCUUGGUGGUGCUGCUACUUCGCUCGCCGGUGGUGUCGUCUCGGACGCCACUUCAAUCGCUGGUGCCGCCACUUCGCUCGCCGGUGGUGUCGUCUCAGACGCCACUUCAAUCGCUGGUGCCGCCACUUCGCUCGUCGGCGGUGUUGUUUCAGACGCCACUUCAAUCGCUGGUGCCGCCACUUCGCUCGCCGGUGGUGUCGUCUCAGACGCCACUUCAAUCGCUGGUGCCGCCACUUCGCUCGUCGGCGGUGUUGUUUCAGACGCCACUUCAAUCGCUGGCGCUGCCACUUCGCUCGUCGGCGGUGUUGUUUCAGACGCCACUUCAAUCGCUGGUGCUGCCACUUCGCUCGUCGGCGGUGUCGUCUCGGAGGCUACCUCUCUUGCUGGAGAGGCCACCUCGAUCGUUGGUGGUAUCACCUCAGCUCUCCCUACAGGUCUUCCCCUGACCUCCGAUUUGCCUUCCAGUGUUUUGUCAGGUGUUCUCGGCGCUGGCAGCACCACCAGAAUCCCUGGUAUUCCUUUCUCGACUGUACCGCUCCCCACCGGUAUCUUGACCGAGCUUCCUUCAGGUGUCGUUUCCAGCAUCUUGAGUGGCCUUCCUUCUAGCGACCUGCCUUCAGGUUUUUCGACCAUGAACCCUACCUCUAUCCUCACUGGUCUUCCCUCGGGUGUCAUCUCGACUCCCUCGGGUGUCAUCUCCAGCAUCUUGAGCGGCCUUCCUUCUAGCGACCUGCCUUCGGGUGCUUCCACUCUCAACCCCACCUCUGUCCUCACUGGCCUUCCCUCUGGUGUCAUCUCCAGCAUUCUCGGCAACCUUCCUUCCAGCGUCCUGAGCGGUCUUACUACCCCUUCUGGUAGUGCUACUGGCUCCGCUUCGAGAUCGGCUUCUGCAACAAACUCCGCAUCAUCUGCUCUCCCAACCCAGCUGACAAUUAACGGUGUCACUUUCGGCCUCGAGUACAACAAGACAUACCUUGGAGUCACCCUUGACAUUGGAGCCACCUUGGCCAAGAGACAAGGCCAGACUUUCGAGGGCUGUGUAGCCGAUUGUGCUGCAGAUGUCACUUGCAAGGGCACCGCAUUUGAUACCGCUACCGGUCUCUGCACAUUCUACCGCUGCGUUGACCUUGCUUCGGGUCAAGCUGCUCCCGGUAUUGACUUUGCCCUCUUUGAAUCCAGUGUUGUUGAUUCGAGAUCGGGUGUCGCUUGUGGUCCCGAUGUUGUCGCAACUUCUGGCGCUCCUGCCUCUACCGGCAACGCAAUUGGCGCAUCUCCAGUCGUUGGUGGUGGUGCGGUCGUCACUGGAGCUCCUGGCUCAGGCUCAGGCUCGGGCGUUGGUGGACAACCCUUCACCACUGUCUUCACCGUUACUGCCUGCCCUUCCACAGUCACCGACUGCCCUGCUUCUGAGAAAACUACCUACCUCAGCACCGCUACUCUCGAUGGAGCCGCUGCAUCUGGCCUUGUGACCGCCACCCUCUACAGCACCUCUGUUCAGACCAUCUACUCUUGCGCUCCCACCGUCACCAACUGCCCUCUCAGAAACGGAGCUUCCACUACUACCGAUGUCAUUGUCGCUUACACCACUGUUUGCCCUGCUGCCCAGGCUUCUGCUCUCAUUGCUGCAAACGGCUCUGGCUCCAACUCUGGCUCCAACUCUGGUUCCGGCUCAGGUUACGUCUCGAACGGAUCUGGAUCCAACUCCAACUCCAACAUCGCUGUCAUUGGUCAGAAUGGCAAUGCUGCCAACUCUGGCUCCAACGGAUCUUCUGGCUCAAACCUUCCCGUCGUCUCGGUCAUCAUCUACACUAGCGGCGGUACUGUCUACACAACCACUACGAGCUGCCCUACCGUCAGCACAAUGGCACCUACUGUCAACGGCAAUGUUGUUGUCGGCACUCAAGUACCUGGCUCCAACGCUCCUGGCUCCAACACCCCUGCUGCCAACGCACCCGGCUCUUCGCCCAACGGUGUUCCUCAGAACGCCGCCCCUGGCACAAACGCCUACGUCGCCGUCUCCUGCAGCAACGGUGUUUGCCAGAACUCGACCAAGACCGCUUCCACUGUCACCGGCACCAGCUCUCCCAGCAUGGCCAUCUUCACUGGCGCUGCUUCGCUCGUGACCCCUGGCAUGAUUCUUGGAGGCGCUGCUGCUCUGUUUGGUGCUUUGAUGAUGUAA